GGUGCUGGAAGAGAGAAGGAAAAGAUACUCUGGAGAGAGAGGAUGUCCCUACAAUCCAUUCAUCAGUCUAUCCGUCGGCUCUCUGCAUGUUAAUUCCUUUGUUUCGGACAGUUUUGUUUUUCAACCGGGGACCAUGUGAAGUUGUCUGGAAGAGCGGUGGAAAAGUCUCGCAUUACUUUCCGGAAAUAGAGGGAAAAGCAUGGAAGAGAGAAGUGGAGGAUAGAAGUUAUAGAAAUAAGACCAAAGCCCUGGAAAGUGAGGUGUUGAAGAAUGACAGGACUUACAUGGGACCCCUUGUGCACAGAAGUGACGUCUGACAUCCGGGAUAAAAACAUUGCCCAUUCUUUCAUAUGCGGGGAUACCCAGCUCAGCUGACAUCAAACCAGCCAUUUAGACUUUUUUUUUUUUUUUUGUUCAACAUCCAGCAACUUUCUCUUCAAAUCAGUAUGCCUCUUAAAACCUUUAAAAUAUGACACAUCUGCAGCAGUAGGUGGAACGAUGCAGAUUGCAACAGCUGCAUGGAUGAGCUGUUGUGGCUUGGGAAACGCUGGGAAUGCCAUCACAUUGGGCAGAAGUGGGCCACGCAGAAGGAGGCUGAUGAUGCUGAUGUGGAUUAUCCUCUCUGGCUCACUGUGCCUGGUGGUUGACGGCCAGAUGAAGAUCCCACCAGAAACUGUGCAGCAGUGGGCUGCGUCCUUCGGAAAAGAGAUCGCUGCUUUGUCCAAUAGAUAUUCUGGAGCUAAACUUUUGCAGAAGAAAUACAAGGAUGUGGAGGGCGUGGUGAAGAUGGAGGAGGUGAACGGUGAAGAGCUGGUAAAGAAGUUUGCGGAGGAAAUGGAGGAAAUGCUGGGAAGGAAAAUGAAAUCAGUGAAGAGAUUAGCAGAAGCAGCAGAAGAUGCUGAUCUGGGGCAUGAAUACAACGAAACGCUAGAGUUUGACUACUUUAACUCCCUGUUGAUCAACACUGUGGAUGAGGAGGGCAAUCCAAUACCACUUGGUGGAGAAUUCCUCUUAGAGAAAAAUGAACAUUUCAAUAAACUUCCAGUUAGCACACAGCAGAGUAACAUCCAAGUUCCUACAAAUGUUUACAAUCGAGAUCCUGAUAUUCUAAAUGGGGUCUACAUGUCCGAGGCUCUGAAUGAUAUUUUUAUUGAUAACUUCCAGAAGGAUCCAACUCUCACUUGGCAAUAUUUUGGCAGUGCCACAGGCUUCUUCAGGCUCUACCCAGGAAUCCAGUGGAUUCCAGAUGAAAAUGGCGUGGUCACCUUUGACUGCAGAAACAGAAACUGGUACAUACAGGCCGCCACGUCUCCCAAAGACGUGAUAAUCGUGGUGGAUGUGAGCGGCAGCAUGAAGGGGCUGAGACUGACGAUAGCCAAGCACACAAUUAAUACCAUCCUAGACACUCUGGGAGAAAAUGACUUUGUAAACAUCAUAGCUUACAGUGACUAUGUUCGCUACGUGGAACCCUGUUUCAAGGGCAUGCUGGUACAAGCUGAUCUGGAUAACAGAGAGCACUUCAAGCUUUUGGUGGAUGAGCUUCAAGUCAGAGGAGAGGGCAAAGUAAAAAAGGCAAUGAAGGAGUCUUUUAAGGUCCUUAACGAGGCUGCUUCACUGGGGCAGGGCAGCCUGUGCAACCAGGCCAUCAUGCUGAUAACAGACGGCGCCAUGGAGGACUUCAAGGAUGUUUUCGAAGAGUUUAACUUUCCAGAACGUCGGGUUCGAGUGUUUACGUAUCUCAUUGGGCGCGAGAUGACGUUUGCUGAAAAUGUUAAAUGGAUCGCCUGCAACAACAAGGGUUAUUACACACACGUGUCCACACUGGCUGAUGUUCAGGAAAACGUCAUGGAAUAUCUCCACGUUCUCAGUCGGCCAAUGGUUAUCAACCAUGACCACGACAUCAUCUGGACAGAGGCCUACAUGGACAGUGUGCUUCCCAAUAAAGAUGAGCUGUUUAACACUCAUGCACAGAGUUUGCUUCUGAUGACCUCAGUCGCCAUGCCUGUUUUCAGUAAGAAGGAAGAAACUCUGUCUCACGGGAUUUUGCUGGGUGUGGUAGGAACAGAUGUGGCCUUAAGAGAACUGAUGAAAUUAGCUCCAAGAUACAAGCUGGGUAUCCAUGGUUACGCCUUCCUCAUCACCAAUAAUGGUUACAUCCUGUCUCAUCCAGAACUGCGGCCUCUGUAUAAAGAGGGAAAGAAACUGAAGCCUAAACCAAACUACAACAGUGUUGAUCUGUCAGAGGUUGAAUGGGAGGAUACUGAAGAGAAACUGAGGACAGCCAUGGUCAAAGGAGAAACCGGCACAAUGUCCUUAGAUGUGAGAUCUUCAGUGGACAAAGGAAGGAGAGUGAUCUUCUUGAAGAACGAUUAUUUUUACACCGUCAUAAAUGAGACGCCAUUCAGUCUUGGUAUAGUCUUGAGUAGAGGGUAUGGAGAGUACAUCUUCACAGGAAACGUCUCACUGGAUGAAGGUCUUCAUGACUUAAUCACUCCAGAUCUGACCUUAGCCAAUGAGUGGACCUACUGUGAGAUAGAUAUCGACCCGGCACAUCGCAAACUGACCCAGCUGCAGGCUGUCAUAAAAUAUCUCACUGGGAAAGAAAAAGAUCUGCGCUGCGAUAGACAGUUAUUGCAACAGACUCUAUUUGAUGCUGUUGUUACAGCACCUAUGGAAGCGUACUGGACCGCUCUCAUGCUUAACACAUCUAGUAUGGAUGAUGGUGUGGAGACUGCUUUCUUGGGGACUCGUUCAGGCUUGCAGAGGUUCCUGAGGUACACGGGUGUUGAGAAAAGAGUUGGCAAGUCUUUCCUGACCUCCACAGAUAAAGAGAACAUGUUCACUCUGGACCAUUUCCCUGUGUGGUACCGCAGAGCAGCGGAGUAUCCAGUUGGACAGUUUCUGUACUACAUGCCCAGACAGGACACAAGAGCAGGAAGAAUUGUGAUUAGCGCCACUGCUGUGACUGUGACGGUGGGCAAGAAAACAGCCAUCGCUGGAGCUGUUGGGGUUCAGAUGACUCUGGAGGUGCUUGAAUCCAAAUUCAGGACCAUCGCUGCACAGCCGAAUGACACAGACUGCUCCUCCAUAGAGGGGGUUUGUCCUCUUCGCUGUGACAGCUUUGACAUCGAGUGCUACGUGAUUGACAAUAAUGGCUUUGUCCUAAUUUCUAAACAGCGCAGCGACGCGGGACGUUUCUUUGGCGAAACCGACGGAUCGGUGAUGACCACAUUGAUCCAAAUGGGCAUGUUUAAGAGGGUCUCAUUGUUUGACUACCAGGCCAUGUGUAAGACCAACCCUCACUCUGUCAGCAGCGCCCGCCCACUUCUCAGCUCAUUCUAUGCUUUGGCUUCAACUUUGAAGUGGUUCCUCUCUAACGUCCUUCUGUUUCUACUGGAGUUCAAUUUCUGCAGCUUCUGGCACUCGGAGCAUUUUGCUGACGCUAAACCAUCCUUCAGCCGCUCUUAUGUUCCCAAGAAAAAAUGGAACGUCUUGCAGCCAUGUGACACCGAGUACCCGAGCUUCAUUUACGAGCCGUCAGUCAAGGAGACCAACAGCAUUAUUAAGUGCGGACGGUGCCAGAAAAUGUUUGUAGUUCAACAAAUACCUGAAAGCAACCUGCUGAUGCUGGUGGUACAAGGAGACUGUGACUGCUCCAGGCAGUACCCACCCAUCACCCUGGUGCCCAAAGAAGUCAAAUAUAUCCUUUGUGUGAUUUUAUAUCAACAUUUUUUUUUUUUUAUUAAAUAAAAAAGUGUUGCCUAAAAACUGGUCAGCCCCAAACUACCACAAGUUUAAAUUGUAAUAGGUUUGCUCCUAAUUUUAAUAAUUCCACAGAGGAAUCUAUUAGUAUAAUAACAUCUCGCAUAAAUCUGAAGUUUGAAGCGUUUGCUGUCAUUUUAUCAUAUUUUCCUGAGUCACGUAGCACAUAACGCAUCAGUUAAGUGCGACAGGAUGAGGUCCCAGAAGGUCCGGAGACGUCCUGAGUCCUGCCACUCCUACCACCCACAGGAGAACGCUAAUGACUGCGGCGGCGCGUCUUUUAUACGUCUCUCAGGCCCUCUCCUUCUCCUCUGCCUCUCCCGCGCUGCGCUUGUUUCCUGAUGCCAGAAUCGUUUCUCUCUUUUUUUUUUUUUUUUUUUUUUUUUUUUUAACAAACACGACUCUAAAAGAACAAGACAGGUUUGCACACAAAUCACCUCAAGUGGACUUCUUUGGAAGCAGAUUCUACAUGUUUAUCUGCAGACUGCAAACCCUGUGGACAUUUUAUACGAAUCAUGAACACAUAACUCCUAAAAGCUAAAGCAAAUGUAACGCUGGAAAAAUAAUGUUUGAUAUUCAGGAGAAACUAACUUAAGUAGGGAAUCUCCAUUUGGGUUCAGAACAAAUAGUAAUAGAUAUUAAUGUAUCAUAAAGGUUACGAUGCAAAUUAGCUGUAUUAGGUGUAUUGGGGUUCUUUAACAGACAUUUCCACUCUCAAAUAUGUAGUUUACUUAUUGAUGCUGCUAUGGCUAAACAGGCCUUUAAAACUGAAGUGCUACUGAGGUUUUUCUGCAAUUCAUUAUGAUCUAAUAGCAAAUUAUUUCAAAUACAGCUUAAUAGUAUACAAUCACAACCAAGGAUCAUUCACACUCCAACCACUAGAAGGCAGCAAAGAGCUCCCAAUACUCUUUGGUAUGUGUCAAAUACGCAUUGGUAAUCGUGAGACCAGAAGAUGUUUGAAGUAAAUUUGGGAUCAUUGUUUUUUUUAGAAAAGUUAGAAACGAACAAGGGGAAAAAAGCAAACAAAAUUCAGCUGAACAUUGCAGAAAUAAAUGCUUAUUCUGCAUGUUGAUGGAAGCAUGUGCAUUUCCUGUAUGUGAACACAGAUUUAGCUUCUGGCUAUAUACUGAGGAUAAGAAGUAUGAGCGAUUUCUAAUUACCUUUUACUUUUGAUGAGCUGUGCCUUUCUGCUGUAUAUAAAUAUGAAAAAAAUACAUAUGCUGUAAGUUUUCCCCAGGAUGCAUCAACCUUUCCAAAUAUGUCCAAAUGUAAGUCUAACAGAAAGUAAAACAAAAUAGUUUUUAAGUUUCAUUGUAAUCUUUAGUGUCUGUAGGUAUUGGUGUGUUUUAAUUAAUUUUACAAAAUCAUUUUGGUUGAACUGACGGGUCACUGUCCAUUUGAAACACUCUGGGUGGUUUUGCCUCACAGUAAUAUAUUUUUGGUAAAGAGUUUACUUACUGUAAUCAUUUGUCUUUGUUUAUAAUGCCCUUUGAACAUUAAUCUGUAAAUGAAAUUGUGAGCGACACCAACUUAAGUCAUGUUUUGUACACUGUUAAGUAAAUUAAAUCCAUGUGUUUUUUUCUAUCGGUUUGCUGUUGUUGUUUUUUUUUUCUUCUUUUCUUCAUUUGUCUGUCACAAAUAGCAUUGCUUGCAUUCAGGACCAUAAGAAGAAGGAGAACUUCCAAACUCCAUGCAGAAAGAUUUGACUGGGAAUCGGACCCUGGACCUCUUCCAGAAGUUCUAAAUGUGAAGUACGCUGGCAAACCUGGAGGAUGGUAAAACAACUUACUAUGAUUAUGGAGUUGCAGGUAAGUAUGCUGUUUCAAACAUUUACAUUCUAUGGCUUAAUAUUUUGCAUCAUAGUGCAAAAUAUGCACUAUUUUGGCAUAUCACUUGGCCUCAUUUUCGAUGUCAGUCAUUUUUUGGACUUUUUCGACAUCAUUGCCAGCAGUAAGUCAGGCUCGUUUCUGGUGAGUUACUUUUAUUUGCGUUUUCCUCUUCCCCUGUUGUAGACGAAAACACUACAAUAACGCUUAUGCUUCUUGGAACAAUUAGUAAUCUAGUACAAAAUUUCCUGAAGCAUUUCUCUUUUCUUGCUAGUAAAGUUAAGUCCCUUUUAGUCUCCAUUUGAGCAAGAAAACAUACGCAUUUAACUGGAAUAGUGUAUUUAAUGUGACGUUUACCGAAAGUGAUAAAGUGUAAAGCACAACUGGCUGUUCAGGCUCACACAUGUUACUGCAGUAAAUGGGUUCAACAUUGUGCUAUUACCGUUUUACAUUCAGGGUAAGAGACAGUAAAGUCUCUGUCACAGCAAUGCCAAAACUCUUCCAUUUUUGCUCCAUAAAAGUAAAUACACACGACCGAAAUUCUUCAAAAUGGGGAAAAAAAAACUGUUGAGAGGAUAUGCAGCUUUGAUGUUUUCACAGCACAAAAAAAAGAGAAAAAAUAGCUGAAGCUGCAACAAAAGCACUUUGCAGUUGAGCCCAGCUCAACUUCAGCAUGUUUUUC
Molecule: messenger RNA, 6270 nt
Organism: Poecilia latipinna (sailfin molly)
Lineage: Eukaryota; Metazoa; Chordata; Actinopteri; Cyprinodontiformes; Poeciliidae
Gene: cacna2d4a
Product: calcium channel, voltage-dependent, alpha 2/delta subunit 4a
Exons: 41
Coding region: 499-3750 (1083 amino acids)
Cellular component (GO): voltage-gated calcium channel complex
Molecular function (GO): voltage-gated calcium channel activity
Source: RefSeq, a predicted model, not a curated record